This is a messenger RNA of Anopheles arabiensis, 1686 nucleotides long. RefSeq names its product tubulin alpha-3 chain-like. The transcript is spliced from 7 exons. Lineage: Eukaryota; Metazoa; Arthropoda; Insecta; Diptera; Culicidae. Gene Ontology annotation, biological process: mitotic cell cycle; microtubule cytoskeleton organization. Gene Ontology annotation, molecular function: GTP binding; structural constituent of cytoskeleton. Gene Ontology annotation, cellular component: cytoplasm; microtubule. The coding region runs from base 265 to 1626 and encodes 453 amino acids. The record is from RefSeq and is a predicted model, not a curated record.
UGUUUAAUCAAUUUAUACAGCAAAGUCAGCUAAAAUGCUUUAUUUUUUUGUUAAGUUUUAUAUCACGUCAAAGUGCAUUAAUUUCAAAACAGUCAAUAAAUCUAGUAAUCAUACCAUUACAUAGGGGUAAUCAUCAAAGUAGUCGUGGUUUUGUAAACCUUCAACUUAAACAAUAAAGAAAUUUCCCGUGCAACGAUAAGGAUGUUCUAAAUUUAUCAAGUGAAAACUUAAAAAAAAUAGUAAACAGAAAACAUUCAAUAAAAAAUGCCGAGACGCAACCGUGAAACGAUGAGCAUCCACCUCGGACAGGCCGGUGUGCAGAUGGGUGAAGCAAUCUGGACCCAGUACGGCCUGGAGCACGGCAUUGGGAUGGAUGGCCAACGGAUGGUAGAGAUGGCGGACGGAUGCGACACACAAUUCCACGCGUGUCCUGCAUUUUAUUCCGAGAACGGUGAAGGGCGCUACGUCCCGCGGGCCGUCUUUAUCGACACGGAACCGAUGGUGAUUGACCAAAUGCAAGCGGCUGAGAUCGGUGAACUGUUUAACCCGGACUAUCUCGUCCGCGGUAAGGAAGAUGCGGCCAACAACUAUGCCCGCGGAUACUACAGUCUAUCCCACCGCACGCUUGUCGGAGCAUUCGAAGCCAUUCGGCAGAUGGCGGAGGACGCGGACAACUUACAGGGCAUGCUGCUGUAUCACUCGUUUGGAGGAGGCACAGGAUCCGGAGUGACGGCACAUCUGCUUCAGCAGCUUGAGGAAGAGUUCCCGCGGAAGACUCGCCUCUCGUUUUCCGUCUAUCCUUCCCCGUACCUGUGCACGAGCGUCGUCGAACCGUACAACACCGUGCUGAUGACGCACCGCAGCAUGAACAGCAUGGAGUGUUCGUUUAUGAUGGACAACCAAGCGAUCUACAGCAUUUGCAGUUCCAGGCUUUCCAUCGAACGGCCCAGCUAUGCGAACCUUAAUCAAUUGAUCGGUCAGGUUGUUUCCGGUGUGACGGCCUCGCUACGCUUCGGGGGCGAUCUCAACGUAGACAUGAGCGAAUUCCAGACCAAUCUCGUCCCUUACCCAAGGCUACACUUUCCACUGAUUUCUUUCGCACCCAUCAUUACCUGUGAAAAUGUGAACCACGAAAACCAUGAUAUCGGCGCAAUGACGAAGCAGCUGUUCGAACCCGCCUGCCAGAUGGUCCGGUGCGGGUCGCCUGGACGGGGCAAAUACAUGGCCUGCUGCCUGCUCUACCGAGGGCACAUACUGCCGAAAGACAUUAACGAAGCCAUUGCAAGUAUCAAGGCCACGCGCAGUGUGCGGUUCGUCGAUUGGUGUCCCACCGGGUUCAAGAUUGGCAUUAACGCGAUGCCUCCGAAAAUGGCCCCCAAUGGCGAUCUAGCGCCGGUCCGACGGUGCGUAACGAUGCUCGCCUCCACUACCGCCAUCUCGGACGCGUGGAGCAACAUCGACGAGAAGUUCGACAUCAUGUACCGGAAGCGUGCGUUCGUGCACUGGUUCGUCGGGGAGGGCAUGGAGAUGCAGGAGUUUGGUGAAGCUCGCGAAAAUCUCGCCUGUCUCGAGAUGGACUAUCGGGAGGCAGAUAGUGGAGUGUCCAGUGACGUGUCUGAAUUUUAGCAAAUCAACCAAAUCAAACUAUUUCGUUUCGGAAAAGAUAAAAAUAGCAACAAAAACAAA